CUCGCAGGGGGUCUGGAUUCCCACCUUCGGCUCAUUCGACACCAUCUCUAAAGACAUCAGGACUGCGGACGGGACCGUGACUCUGCGGUGGCCCGUGUUUCAGCUGGCCAGGAACCUCAGAGCCAUGCACCACCUCGGGUCCGACAAGGACUCCCUGCCAGCCCAUAGGGAGGUGGAGACCCUGAAAUACAGCGAGGUGGCUGCCGCUGCCAAUGUGACCUGGCAGAGAGGGAAGACCUGCAUCCAAAGCACCGUGUCCCUCCUCUCCAACUGCCUCAAGAAUGGGGAGAACGUUGCCUUUGUCCUGAAAGACAUAGGAGUGCUCCUCUUUGAAGGCAUGAGCUUUGGAAUUAAAUACUAUUAUGACUUCCUUGAGAAGCUCUCCGGGAAGGAGAAAUUCAGAAAAGUUGUUUUCAAGGUGAGCUGGAGGUUUCUCCAUGGCCCGGGCAGUCCCGUGACCCUUGCUCUGACUGCACAUGGCCCACCAGGACCUGGCCAGCUGCUUGGGCUGUGCAGGUGCUGCGGUGGUGUCAGCUCUCCCUGCCUUGGGCUCCUCCAGUCCUGAGGGCCUCAGCCAUCAGAAGGAUGUCCCACAACCUCCCUGUUCCUCCCCUGCAGGCCCCCUGGCUGCUGGACACGCUGGUGUCCCGGGUGGCACCGGUGGCCUCCCUGACGCACUCUGGCCACCUCGUCGUCUUCCCCAUGUUUCAGAAGCAGGUUGCACCCAAACCACCGCCCAGGAUAUUCCGCAAGGCCUCCGGAGAUCUCCAUGGUGAGGGGAAGCAAAAGAAAGAAGGGGCUUUGCCACCUCUUGUCCAGGGCAAGAAAGUGAGGUUUGCUGAAGUGCCAACGUACAUCAGACGCUUCAGCGUUGCAAGUACUGCUGGACAAAGCUCAAGAAGCAGAAGAAGCUUACAGCAGGAGAGCUUUUCGUCCAGUCCGCUGCCAGCGAUCCUGAGAACGUCUGAAGCCCGCGAGCAGCCGGUGACCUGGCAGCCGCAGGGCCAGGCAGGAAACGAAGGCCAAGAACACCUGGGCCAAACAACAGGAAAAAAACAUGUCCGGUUCCGCGGAGAUGAACAAGGAGCGGGAGAGGACCGUGAGGCUGGAGCGGCGGCCAUGUGGAAAGCAAAGGCCUCGCACCCUCAGGUUGCCGGGAGGCAGGUGGCAUCUCGCAUCAAAGACAGGAGAUGUUCAUUAAGAGCUGAGUCCAGCCUGUCCAGGGAUACCAAAGGCCAUGCAUUCCGGCCGCCGUUACUGCAUCGUGACUCUGUGAAACUACUCAGGCAGAGGCAGAUGGCCAAGAAGGACAGGCCGGCGCAGGCAGAACCUCAGGAGACGGCGGCAUCACCGUCUCACCAUGAGUGCAGCCUGCCUGAGGAGCCCUCCACCUGCAGAUCUGGUUUGCUGCCACCCAUACGCAACAGACCAGAGUCUCCCAGGAGUCCGCCUCCAAGGACCACAGCCCCGCGCCGCAGGCCGCCAACACCCUACCCGUUUCUGCCACGUGACUCUGUCAAACUACUCAGGCAGAGGCAGAUGGCCACGAAGGACAGGCCGGCACAGGCAGAACCUCAGGAGACGGCGGCAUCACCGUCUCACCGUGAGUGCAGCCUGCCUGAGGAGCCCUCCACCAGCCGAUCUGGUUUGCUGCCACCCAUACGCAACAGACCAGAGUCUCCCAGGAGUCCGCCUCCAAGGACCAAAGCCCGCGCGCCGCAGGCCGCCAACACCCUACCCACGCUGAGCAGGGCAUGGGGUGCCCGGGACAGACAGAGCUGCCCCUGA
Messenger RNA from Gallus gallus (chicken), 1788 nucleotides. Its product is annotated as serine/arginine repetitive matrix protein 1-like. NCBI's taxonomy places the organism in Eukaryota, Metazoa, Chordata, Aves, Galliformes, Phasianidae. The record is from RefSeq and is a predicted model, not a curated record. The transcript has 5 exons. Bases 586 to 1788 code for a protein of 400 amino acids.